Molecule: messenger RNA, 1072 nt
Organism: Lolium perenne
Lineage: Eukaryota; Viridiplantae; Streptophyta; Magnoliopsida; Poales; Poaceae
Source: RefSeq, a predicted model, not a curated record
GGGGAGGAAUCGUCGCCUCCUCAACAAAAUGUUGAUACAUCUACUCCUUCAAGCCCCCGUGCCCCUCCACCAAAAAGGGCACGGGUUGAAAAGAUUGUUGAUCCUGCCCCUCAGUUGGGCAGUUCGUCGCCCCCGCUCCUAGAUGAUCCUAUGAUCAAGGAUCUUCUCCGCAUCGGUUCCCAAUUUAUUGGGUACCGUGAAUAUGCUAAUAGAGCCGAAGAGAAAUUUGCAGAGGCUAACGAACGCGCCGACGCACUGGCUCAAAAACUUGAGCAAAGUGAGGCGGCUCGCAAGAAAGCCGAACUCGCUGCUAGCAAAGCCAAGGUCGAAGCUGAUGAAGCUAAGGCGAAAGCUGCUGGUGUCGAGGAACUGCAGAAGAAACUUGAGGAUGCGACAACUGCCUUGGAUGAGCUCAAAGCUGCACAAGCUUCUCGUGACGAAGGAAUCCUCAAGCGUUUGAAGUCGCAAAGUCGACGUACUCUGACCCAAACAAACCAGGAUUUUGAUCUGGAUAAUCCUGUCAACGAUCCUCUCCUUGACGCACUUUCUCUUCUGGAGUUUCACGGGCGCGAAAUUCGUGAAGGCGUGGCAAAUGCUAAUGCAGGAUUGUCAGCGUUGUUCCCUUAUUUCUUUCCGAAGAAAGAAGAACCCGCAACUUUCCUUAACCUCGCCAAGAUGUUUAAUGCUUCGGAAGACCUGGGAUUGAAGAUGCGUCAGGAGAAUAUGAAGGUUGCUGUCGAGAGUACUGUUGCCCUGGUUGCUGACAGCCAACAAACGCUUGAUUGGAUGAAGGUUGGCGACACCAGUCAGAUAGAGCAGUCAAGAUGGAGGUCGCUGAUCAAGGCGGCCAAGCCCAACACGAAGAAGAUCUUGGCGUAUCUGGGGAUCAAGCCAGCUUCAACUCCUAGCUCCUCGAGGCCGGAGGUCUAGUUGCAUGCCUCUGUUUUUCUUUCUGUUUCUUUUGCUUCUGUCGCCAAAGUAGUCAUUUGGCGACACGUACUUUCUUAACUCCACUGUAAUGCCCUUGUAAUUAUUCCAAGAGAUUAAUGAAGACUUCUAUCUUUGCUUGUUA